This is a messenger RNA of Porites lobata, 2071 nucleotides long. NCBI's taxonomy places the organism in Eukaryota, Metazoa, Cnidaria, Anthozoa, Scleractinia, Poritidae. The record is from the annotation of a GenBank genome assembly.
UUCCAAGGCUCUUACUGGUGAAAGACUUUUCUACAUUGGCCACUGAAAAUGUAAGUCUUUUUCUCAGAUUUCACCAGAUCAUUGAUACACACAUUGUAGUUCUACUGGAAUGCAUGUAUAUGCAUGCACUAUGUUCGCUUCCUUCCCCUAGACCGUUUCACUUAAAGUAAAACUAACCGCAAUCUUGACCAAUGGGCAAGAGAGAAAUAAUAGACAAUCUUCAGAUUUAGAAUAAAAUAACAGUUAUCUUUACAAAAUGUUAUUAUGUUUUUAUUAGAACAGAGUUCUGUAUUCACUGAUUAAUGUUAAAGUCAAAGGAAGCGAUGAGGCUGUGUUAAAGUCCUACACUGAGUUUAUCAUGAAAGCUGCUUCACAUUUAAAGCUUGAUAUCUCUGGAAGGUACAUGGUAGAAAAUAAAUGUUCUAGACAAACGUAGUACCGCUGCUGCAUGUGCAUCAUCAGGCUUGAGAAACCUCAAAAUAUUUGUGGGGCAUGAAGGCGUGUCUUUUACGUGUAUACUAGCACCAAUUCCGCUUGGAUCUUUGGCUUUUAAUUUUAACUGAAAGGUCUCAUUUGAAUUUCAAUAUUGUCAAAACGGUCUAAGGUACUUGAAAGUAAACAUUCACCCAUAUUAUUAGAGUUUUUUGUGUUAUUCAAACCGUCUUAAUAAAACAAGGCAUCAUUGUACUCACACGAUUCUAGAACAUAUGUUGCCUGUUACCUCACGCUCCACAACAUUUAAUUGUAGUUGUAGCUUUGGUUUUAAAAAGCCUUGUUAACCCCUCAAGAAAUCUAAGCAAAUGACUGUUUGCUGCGAGGGAAAUAUGCUGCAACCAAUCAGAAGGACUACCCUGAUCUGGGUAGUGACACGUCAUCAGUAUAGAAUUUCUUUGCUUGUUCCUCUGACGUCAUUUCGCGGGGAAACCAGUGGUGACGUUCCGGGCUGUUUUCUCAGGCAAACGUACUCUUUUCUGAUUAUCUGUAGGAUUCUACUACCUACAUCCAUUCAAAGACACACAGUUUUAAAAUCUCCUCAUAUUUACAAGAAACACAGGGCUCAGUAUGAGAUAAGAACACAUGCAAGAAUGUUACAGGUAUGUGUUGGUUACAUCCUGAAUAGGAAUGUUGGUGACUGUGACUUAUGUUUUGGCAAUCUCUGCAGAAGGUAAAAUCACAGAGUAAAAGUUAAUAGUGUAUCAUCAGUAAUGAAGGCAUGCGUGGAAUACCGUAUUACUCGAUUAAACGCUGCGGCGUUGAUUAAUUUUUUUAGCUCUUCCGAUUCUGCAAUUAUUGGAGGGCGGCAUUUAUUUGAAAAUCACAUUUUUAAAAUCACUGACAACAAUUACGAUAAAUCGACCAUUUGCACCUAAAUAUUGUGCAAGAACAGAAAAAAGUUUAAUACUCCAAUGUAUCGGUUUUUACGUGAGGUAAUUCUGUGUUUUUCACAACAUGAAGGUAUAUAAAAUAGUAAAUUAGUAAAUGAAUAAAUAAAUAGGGUGUAAAACUCUUCUUUUUUUUUUCUUUAGGUUAAAAAUGUAACUGGUGAUACAGCAGAUACGUUCCUGGAGUACAUCCAACGGAACAUCCCCGAAGGUGUCAGCAUGAGUAUUGAACAAACAGCGCUGGAGUCGCUGCCUGAGUUCCUAAAACCGCCUCCUCAAGCACAAAUUUUCACUGAAUUAAAAGACAGUUAGCCAAUGUAUGCUGAGGACAGCUUAAGGACAUGUUGAAAUGUAUAAAUAUGAAGAGAAAGGCAUGAACCACCAGUAGAGUUAAAUGCCUGGCUGGAUUAGCAAACAAUCCUACACCCUCCCCACCUCCUGAAAUAUCUGGUUCUGAUUGGUAAGAAAAUAUUUUGUGGCCAAUUAGAGGAGCUCUCCGCGUGAAGACCAGCUUCAGGCGCUGGGUAAACCAGGAAAUAUUUUUUCAAACUCCAAGUUUAGGUCCUCUAGAGGAAAAACGAAUUCGACCUCGGCCAAAAACAGCUGUGUAAGCAACAUUCGUUUCUCGCGCGGCUGAGCUGAUAAACGUUUUCGUUCGCAACAAUGCUUUCUAUUUUAGCCUGGUCUUG